Molecule: messenger RNA, 1890 nt
Organism: Oncorhynchus nerka (sockeye salmon)
Lineage: Eukaryota; Metazoa; Chordata; Actinopteri; Salmoniformes; Salmonidae
Product: protein lin-37 homolog
Exons: 10
Coding region: 98-931 (277 amino acids)
Biological process (GO): negative regulation of transcription by RNA polymerase II
Cellular component (GO): transcription repressor complex; Myb complex
Source: RefSeq, a predicted model, not a curated record
UCUUGAGUUUAUCUUUACCGAGAACAUCAUUAUCGUCAACGAUCGAUUCUGGCCAAUCUAGAAAAAGUUGGUAAGUGACAGACAUUGAUUUGAACCAAUGAUAGUCGACUCCACAUUGUCCAACCAGCAGAAAGGAAACGACCUGCGCGCGGAAGAGGAAAGUCCACUGAAACAAAUCCGACUACCGAGGGGUAGACUGAUCAUGCAUCACGUCAAGAUCAAGACUGAGAAGCCAGAUGCAGAGGGGAGUGGUGCACGCAGCCGACUAGAUGCAGUGUUACAGGGGCUGGUAGAGAAGAGUGACAGUGAGAGGGAGCAAAAUGAAGAUGAGACAAAGAUGGCAGAAGAGUCUCUGAGCAAGGAUGUGUCUCCAUCUUCUGCUGGGAAGCGCCCAUCAUCACGAUUCCCACAGCACCGGAGGAAGAAACGGAAAGAGAUGGAUGAUAGCUUAACGGAGAGUAACCAACAUAAACAAAAUGCCUACAUUAUCAAGUUGUUUGACCGCAGUGUGGACCUGGCCCAGUACACCACCAGUACCCCACUUUACCCCAUUUGCCGGGCCUGGAUGAGGAACAACCCGGCAGUCAGAGAGAGAGCUGCAUCCCCAAGCCCCCCACACAGCAUGGGGGAAGAGGAGGCUGCAGAUAUGCUCAAUGGAAAGGGACAGAAUGUGUAUCGCCUCCCUCCGCCCACCUCCUGUCCUCUCAACCCUUCUGGAGAUCCUGUCAAUCUGAGGAUCCCAUCCACAGAAAAGCCUAUUGUCAGCAAGUCUACAGAUACAGCUCUUGUGUCUGGUCCCCUCAUAUACAACCACAUAGAACGCUGGAAAAAGAUCAGGCAAAAAUGGAAAGAAGCGUCCAAUAAGAAUCAGCUGAGGUAUAGCGAGAGCAUCAAGAUCCUGAAAGAGAUGAAGGAGAUGUACGACCGCUAGCUGGGAAUCCCCCAGGCAGUAUCCCACAGCAGAGGGAGGAGAAAAGAAUAGAGCAGGUAGGAGCCACAAGCAAGUGAUCUACCCCAGGACGCUGCACUAGUCCUCUCCCCAAGGAGGACACUACGUGUGACGAUGUCAGAGGAGCCUCAUGGAGCCCAUGUCUACCAUAUACUGCCACAAUUAGGGACCCAAAGUCCUCGUUUUGAAAAAUGUAGCAAUACUUUCAGUAAGUUGAUGCUUCUGGUGGGCCCAAGUUCAUCUGUUUAAAUAAUUAUUACAUGUUUUUUGUCAUAUUACAGAAUAUCUGGUAAUGCAUUAUAUAGUCUGUUGUCAAUCACAACAAUGUGUCAUGAAAAGUUUGUAAACAGGUUGAGUAGUGUGCAACAUUUGUCUAAAUUCCGGAAUACUCUAAAUUAAUUCCAGGCUUCCAGUGGUAAAUAUUUGUGUUUUAGGAUCACCAGUUUCCCAGACAAGCAGUGCUCUUAUGAAUCUUUUUUGUUUAAACAUUCAAAAGAAAAGUCUCUCACACAUCUAAAAUUUGAAGUAAACUGUAAAAAAAAAAAAAAAAAGUUGUAAAGAGCUAUUGUAAUUUAUUCAUCGCUAUAAUAUAUCUGCCAGUGCUGUUUUUACAAUUGAUUGAUUUCUGAAAUGUAAUUUCUCCACAAAUGAUUUCUCCACAGCAGUUAUUUUGGGAGAGGGUUUUUCAGAAGGAUCUUGUCAUCUGCAGGUCAGAAACACAGUCCACAUGGAAGAAAUAGGUCCAAGAUAUCUAUCACAUACAGGCAAUAAAUGUUCUGUUUGUUUUGGAUCACAAAAGGAAUGUUGUCUGAAGUAAACAUUUGUAAGUGUUUUUCUUUGGUCAGAUUUCAAAGAGUCCUUUCAGGAGUCAACUCUUGUAUUAGCUACAAGCAAAAUAUAAACAAAUACAUUAAUAAAUGACCUUAAGAGGUUUUUUGUUA